AUGGUAGUUAACCCCAAGAAAAAUGCAAGUGCAAUGGUGCUGAGAAGCGGGAAGGAGUUGCAGCCCCAACCUACCUCACCAACGAAGGCAGAUAAAGGAGAUAAGGAAGAGGAGAGACAAGAUUCAAAUGAAGGCCCCAUUAAGAUCCCAAAGUAUGCAAAGUUUCUAAAAGAAUUGAGCACUAACAAGAGGAGGCUGCGAAUCGAUGAGAAGGUAAGAGUUGGAGAAAACAUUUCAACUGUCAUCAAGAGGACCUUGCCGGAAAAACGUGCUGAUCCAGGUAUGUUCACUUUACCUUGUGUGAUUGGCAAUAAACGAAUCGAGCGUGCCAUGCUAGAUUUAGGUGCAUCCAUCAACGUCAUGCCAUACUCGAUUUACUGUGCUUUGAGAUUAGGUCCCUUAAAGGAAACUAGGGUUGUCAUUCAACUAGUUGAUCGUUCUAAUGCUUACCCGGAAGGGAUUGUUGAGGAUGUGUUGGAAGUUUUUGGAGAAGAGGACAUGAAUGAAGAACUUGAAUUCAGUGCACAAUUGGACAGGGAGGAGGAGUUUGAGAAUCCUAUAACACUCUGGAACCGAUCCCGCGACAAAAGGUAA
Nelumbo nucifera (sacred lotus) is the source of this 594-nucleotide messenger RNA. The record is from RefSeq and is a predicted model, not a curated record. NCBI's taxonomy places the organism in Eukaryota, Viridiplantae, Streptophyta, Magnoliopsida, Proteales, Nelumbonaceae.